Messenger RNA from Solanum dulcamara, 1815 nucleotides. RefSeq names its product cysteine and histidine-rich domain-containing protein RAR1. Gene Ontology annotation, molecular function: Hsp90 protein binding. The record is from RefSeq and is a predicted model, not a curated record. The coding region runs from base 1036 to 1596 and encodes 186 amino acids. The transcript is spliced from 5 exons. Gene Ontology annotation, biological process: defense response to fungus; defense response to bacterium. Lineage: Eukaryota; Viridiplantae; Streptophyta; Magnoliopsida; Solanales; Solanaceae. Gene Ontology annotation, cellular component: nucleus; cytoplasm.
AUUUAGUAAAAUAAACAGUUAACUAAUGUUUUCUUGAAAGGACUGCAAAAUGCAACCUGGACAAGUAAAAAGUAACAGAUGGAGUAUUAUGUUGGUCCAUAAUGUUUGUCAACGCGAACUUAUUAUUAUCCAGUACAACAAUCUGAUUGGUUUAGUUCAUAGUACUUUGCACUAGUUCUGAAAGAACUUUGAGAAAUAUAAUGAGUUUUCAACUAUUUUUUCCUUUUUAGUGUAGUUAACUAUGUGAGGGGAUAAAAAAAACACAUCAUGUGAUAAUGUAGAUCUUCCAAUAUUACCCAUAACCCCCCAAAAAACAACAACUAAAUAUAGCAUCAAAAUACUAUUAUGUUAAUAAGUAACAAAACUAGUUAAGUCUACUGAAUGCAUGGAAAAUUUACCUAGGUCUACCUUUUAGAGAUAUAAGUUUCUUUGAAUCUGUUCUAAUGUGCAAUAUACUUGAGGGAAAUGGGUUUUCAACAUACUUGAAGCAAUUUGACUCGGCACAAAGAAAGCUCUCUAGCUCAGAACUGAGGGAGUGCUUACUAACAACUGGAAUUCUAGUUUGUUGUUAACAUCCUUGUGUGCCCUGCAUUAAUGGUAUAACAAUAGGUGCACUGGUGCAUAUACAUGUACAAUCCUGUUGCACAGACGUAGCUAUAGAAUGUAAUACUAAUAUCCAAGCAAUCUUGUCACCUAAGAAAACCCUGUUUAUAUUGUCAAGAAUCAACAGAUUGUCCUUUUGCUUACAGAUCAAAAAAGACAGUCAACACAGUGUCUGGUGAAGUUACAGCAGAUACAUGUAAAAAUAUGGUUGUCACUUGGAAUAUAAAGACUAUAGCAGGAAUCUACUAUGAGACUAUAUAAUUGUCAUCUUAAGUAUUACAUUAAUGGUGCAUUUCCAUUCAGUUGAACACUAGUUAUGCCUUAGCUUCUAUACAUCUGUUGACAAGUUUGUUUUUCUUUUGCACGGACCUUUCUGGACAUGAAUGCACUUGCUGGGUCUUUUGGCAUCAGGGUCCUUUAUUUCAUGAUGGAAUGAAGCAGUGGAGUUGUUGCAAGAAAAAAAGUCAUGAUUUCAGUUUAUUUCUCGAAAUUCCUGGUUGUAAGACAGGAAAGCACACUAUAGAAAAACCAGUGAUCGCAAAGCCACCUGUUACAAAAAAUAAAGCAAUUCCUGCUCCUGUGCCAGCUCCUAUGACCAAUGCAUCACCGAAAGAAGCCUGUCCUAGAUGCCGCCAGGGAUUUUUUUGUUCUGAUCACGGUUCACAACCCAGAGAAGCAAUUCCAAAAGCAUCAAAUACAGUAACAUCUGUCCCUUCUGAGAGCAAUACGGAUGUACAGCAAGACCAUCCGGCUCCUGUGAAGAAGAAAGUUGAUAUAAAUGAGGCCCAAAUUUGUAAAAACAAGGGCUGUGGUAAGACCUUUACAGAAAAGGAAAAUCAUGACACUGCUUGCAGUUACCAUCCUGGCCCCGCUAUCUUCCAUGACCGGAUGAGAGGAUGGAAAUGUUGUGAUAUUCACGUCAAAGAAUUUGACGAGUUCAUGAGCAUAUCGCCAUGCACCAAAGGAUGGCACAACGCCGACCCAGUGUCCUAAUAGAUAGGCUCACGGAUGAGCCAGCCAUAACCUGUUUGUUGCAUCAUUUAUCGAUCAACUGCCGUUGCUAGUGUGGAAAUUGUUACAAUUUUACUUUCAGUCCAUCUGCAACUAGUUCUUUGUGUCUGUAAGGUGCCAAAGGACAAUUGAAACUGGACAAUCUAUAAUGUCUGAAUUUUUUGAUAGACAAUUUGGAAAAAUAGUUCAGUUGAUACACUA